AUGACUGCGAGCAAGCGAGGAGAUGUGCUAAGCGAGAAAGUCGCCAGACUCCGAGAAAGGCUGCAGACUUGGAACGAGCCAGUGCGACAUGAGAGGCUGCUGUCUGUGCAGGAGUCAGGAAGAGUGUUCUCCUCACAGGGAGCAAGGAUUUCAGAGCUUCUCUGGCAAGCCAAGACUCUAGACAAGAAGGUGGUGGAUCGGAUCAUUGUGAAGCAGCUCGCCUAUCAUCUCGCCAAUGAUAUCACAGACCAACAACCGACAGACACCACGUCGCGAACUGAUCGAGGACGAUUAUCGCAGACAGCCAUGCGACUGCGAGUGAGACUUGGAGCAGAAGAAUUUCAUCAGAGGAUGAAAGAUAAUUCUCAUUGCACCACAUAUGACUUUAUAGACUUCAUCUCGAAAGAGAUGUCCUCCAACCGUCAAAUCCUGGGUGGUUCACCCAUGUAUCAGAGCAAAUCACUUGGUAUUGCUGAUGCGACGAGCGAGUCAGCUCUGCGGCAUCAAAUCGAGGAAUCGAGGAGAUUACGCACAAGAAGCGAGCGAGUUUUAAAGUAG
Molecule: messenger RNA, 558 nt
Organism: Guillardia theta CCMP2712
Lineage: Eukaryota; Cryptophyceae; Pyrenomonadales; Geminigeraceae
Exons: 1
Coding region: 1-558 (185 amino acids)
Source: RefSeq, a predicted model, not a curated record